AUGACCAUUGCCCCACAGGUUCGAGUGGGCGUCGGUGUUUUCAUUCUCGAAUGCAUAGAUGGGCCACCUGCCAACCCUCGGUUUCUGAUCGGCAAACGCAUCAACUCCCAUGGGUCAGGCACGUAUUCUCUCCCCGGUGGACAUCUAGAAUUCGGCGAGACGCUCGAAGAGUGCGCUUCACGCGAGUUGCUCGAAGAAACCGGCCUCAAAUCAUCCAAUCUAAAGUUUCUUACCGCCACCAAUGACUAUAUGCCUGCUGAAGGAAAACAUUACGUGACUAUAUGGAUGACAUGUGUACGAGAAGACGAAAGUCAGCCUCCUCAGCUUCUUGAGCCAAAUAAAUGCGAAGGGUGGGAAUGGGUAAGCUGGAAGGAGCUGAAAAGCUGGGCAGGGAAUAACAUCGAAGGUUCCCUUGGUGAGGGAAACCCUUUAGCCCGCACGUUAUUUCUGCCGUUUUUGAACUUGCUGCAACAGCGGCCUAAUAUAACACCCGCUGUCAUUCAAGGUCAACAAGAAUAG
Messenger RNA from Talaromyces proteolyticus, 519 nucleotides. Its product is annotated as NUDIX hydrolase domain-like protein. The coding region runs from base 1 to 519 and encodes 172 amino acids. NCBI's taxonomy places the organism in Eukaryota, Fungi, Ascomycota, Eurotiomycetes, Eurotiales, Trichocomaceae. Gene Ontology annotation, biological process: dGTP catabolic process. Gene Ontology annotation, cellular component: cytosol. Gene Ontology annotation, molecular function: 8-oxo-7,8-dihydrodeoxyguanosine triphosphate pyrophosphatase activity. The transcript has a single exon. The record is from RefSeq and is a predicted model, not a curated record.